This is a messenger RNA of Helicoverpa armigera (cotton bollworm), 8950 nucleotides long. Its product is annotated as DENN domain-containing protein 2B. The transcript is spliced from 11 exons. The record is from RefSeq and is a predicted model, not a curated record. NCBI's taxonomy places the organism in Eukaryota, Metazoa, Arthropoda, Insecta, Lepidoptera, Noctuidae. The coding region runs from base 598 to 4779 and encodes 1393 amino acids.
GCUACUGUCACUAACAUUAAUUGAAUUAAGGAAAAACAUUGUAAAUUCUGACUCAUCUCACCGAUUUAGUAUUGAUCAGUGAUAAUAAUCUUAAAAUGUUACAAUUUAGAAGAGUGAAGAUAAAAAUGUGUUAAUUCAUUUAUCGUUUACUCAAUCAGAAGAUAAAAAUAACUUUCUCCCGAGAUGAUCGGGCAGAUUUUUCUUGACGUCUGGCAAUACCGUUAAGUGCCAUGCCGUGUCCGCCGUACGACGAACGAGCAACUGUUUAUGUAAACUUUCUGUCAAGUGCAUUGUGUUUCAAAAUAGUUAACAACGAGUAAAAUAACAAUUGACGUUCCACUUUCGCAAUUAAAACUAUUGUAUCGUGCAACUUCCUACGUAUCGCGGACUUUUAGAUAACACAGUUUACAAUCAUUCCAUGAUUAAAACUGUGAGUGCCUUGAACCGUGUUUUGAAAAAAAACAAGCAGUUGUUUUUGAUUCGUUUUUUAAAUUCGAAAACAAAAUGGGUGAAAAAUAUGUGUUAGUUUAAAAAGGGUCGAAUAAAAGCGUCGUGUGUUAAAUUAGUGGUAACAAAAAUGUAUUAUGCCGUAUCGAAAUGAUAUCUGCAAAGAACAGAGUGCAAGAAAUAAAGAGUAAAUUCGAGAAUUUGAACAGUGAAAAUAUACCGAAGAGGGCUGAGUUGCAGUUGUGUAAACAGAAAAGCGUAUUUGUAUCGAACUAUGGGAAGGAAAACAAUGAAAACAUUGAUUAUGAACUAUCGUUUAAUAAGGACAAUAUCGAGAAUGAAUCAGAGAGUAGUGACGAAUGGACGCCUAAACCUAAUUCCAGUUACUUAUACAGUAAAAACGAAGUGAGGCGGAGUGCCAGUGAAACUAAGAACUCUUUAUCUCGGCAGACCAGUGAUCCUGGGAAGAAGCUGCAUAGGAGCCAUGCUUUCCGGUGCGACAGGAGCCAGAAAAUAGCCAACAGCCCCAAGCGACACGACAGUUGCAACGGUAGGUCAGAAACCAGUGAUUUUUCUCUCAGAAUGGAAAGAAAACUGAGCAAAGACAGGCUGAAAAGGCUUGGGAACUUCUUGGAGGAUCAAAUGAGGAAGGAGAAUUUUGUGCCUCAAAGUCAAAGUACCUUUGUGCCUCAGUCCGAAUUUGUGGAAAUUGUCGGUCAAGUCCGAGAGGUAGAUGGGCAGUUUGACUCCAUUCCUGAUUCGGAAGUCCCUCAACAUAUUUUAGACCAGUAUGCAACCAUUGUGAAACCUAAAAGAAAGGAGAAUGAGAAACAGGAGGCCAUGACUGACAGUGGAGUCAGUUCCGAGACUGAAAACGUUGAGGAAGACAAAAAUGGCCGAAUCAAACGGCUCAUGUCACAAUUUGAGAAGUCUCCGGAAAAAACUCAUCUAACAAACCUUCAGGCUAUGGACCAGUUCUGUGAUUCCAGUGAAACAAUACGCCUGGAGCGUAAAAAUCCACAUUUAAAACUAACCGAUACCUUAAAAAAGGCUUUGAAACAACCGUUGCCUGCCGGUCCUCCGCCUGCAAAGCCUCCAAGAAUCUUCAAAGCGCCAACAAUACCUGAAAACACAGAACAACAAAAGAAAGAAGCGAAAAGAAUGUUGGAAAAGCUCGAAAAAGUCUUACAGAAGCGCGAAGGGACAGUAGACACACCAAAAAAGCCGAAAGAAAUACACUACUUAUGUACCGAAAUUUUAGACAUAACCAAUCGUACGUUACUGCCGAACCAGACCUCGGAUCCGAUAUCUCGUUGCAUAAAUUCUCUCAACUGUGCCAUUACGAACAACUCGACGUCCAGUCUGCCGUACACGAGACUAAAAUCGGACGAAGAGAAACCGUGCGGUGCGUGCAAAACUGAGACCACCGAGCCACAACCUGAUGUGUGUUGUAAGUGUAAAAAUAAUGAGGACAAGGAUGGUUUUAAAUGCCAUUUACAGUGCGAGUGCGGAGUGAAAACUUCUACGUUUUACGUGGAAAAUGCGGAACAUAUAUAUGAUGUGCCGUGUGACGAUGAUAAGCCUGUGCGUGUGAAUCCGUAUGGAACGUUAAAUGUGGUGACGAGUAAGAGCUUAGAGGAUUUACGGACCAAGACUGAAGAGGACCCGAAAAUCUAUGACAUCCCAUACGAGCCAAGAGCACCAACGCCAGAAAUACAACUAUCAUCCCCACACACACCCACUUCAUCACCACACACCCCCAAUUUAUCCCCACACACCCCCACUCCAUCCCCACAGACACCCAUUUUACCCCCAUACACACCCACUCCAUCCCCACAGACACCCAUUUUACCCCCACACACCCCCACUCCAUCCCCACAGACACCCAUUUUACCCCCACACACCCCCAAUUUAUCCCCACAGAACACCAAUUUAUCCCCACAAACCCCCACUUUAUCCCCCGAGACCCCACUAUUAACCACAGAAACAGAAAUGGCCAACAAGACCGAAUUUGAAAAGCUACGCCAAAAUUUCGAAACCGGCUUUACAAACCCCGAACAGAAGAAACCAGUGCCAAUAAAACCGAAACCCAUUUUGAUUUCCAAGUUAAAAAACGCGAAAUCCAUAGAGAAUUUGAAUGGGGACUAUGUCAGGAAUCCGGGGAAAUAUCAUACGGAUCAAAAAAGGUUAAGGCCGAAGAAGAAUGAGACUGCUAUUAGUUUUACAUUGCCCAAAAGGGAUACACAGUUGGAUUUGGAUAGAGAAAAUCUAAACGAUCUGAUGAACGAGCUGUUCGAGACGGUGACGGCGGUUUGCAACAUGGAAGAUAACAAGCCAGGCAGUUUCCCCACGGAACACUCAGAUGGGAGCACUAGCGAAGAAUCAGUAAAACUCACAAGAAGUCUAACCGAAAAACGAAAAAACUACGUCAGACGGGUUUCAACUAGAGUCGCCUAUUUAGACCCGAAGAACAUCAAGCGCUUCAGACAUCAGACCUCCGUUUGUUCUUACAAAUCUGAAGUCAUUGACAACCCGUAUUCCACGUUUAGGUCCUGGAAGAGUUUUCGAACAUCCCAAGGGAAUAUUGCAAAAAUGGACACAGGAUCCAAAUUUAACCUCACCGAUUCUCAUGGGAACGUUCUCUCAAUGAAAGAUGUGCUUGAUGCAAGCUCAGAUAGUAUAGAUAAUAUGAGUAUUGAUGAGAAGGCUGGGUGUAUAGAUCUUCCCUUUGAGCCGAGAGAACGGGGUCUGUUUAAUUUGUGUCUGCUCGUUGGCUUGAAUCAUAUGACUGGACAGGCUUAUGUGAAAAGUGUGUUUCCUAGUCAGGUGAAAGUCCCCCCUCACAUAGAGAACCUGGUGUUCCCAGAGACGAUGAGCUCGUCUCCUCGCAGCGAGUGGUCGGUGGACGCCAAGAGUCUGCAGUGCUACUCCCUCGUCCUCACCGACGAGAGGGGCGAGAGGGCUUAUGGAUAUUGCCGUCGAGUGCUACCCGAGGGCGCUACGACAUGUCUGCCACUCUGUUACUGCCUCAUAGGCAGGUACAGAGCUCCUGGCUUUUAUUAUAAGGUCCUAGAAGAAAUUGAAUCCCACCACGGAAGCUCAGACGUAGAAAUCCACUCCCUUCUUCAACAACUAUUCGAAACCGACUUCCCGAACCCCGGGGAAGAAAUUACCGUUCACUACUCUAAAAACCACGAUUAUGACACCCCGAGCAACGACUAUGAACUAACUGGGGAUUACUGCAUACCUGGGGAUUAUAAUAAUGUUUCACCGAAAAGUAAAACGUUGCCUGAUAUGAGAAGGGAAGAUAAGAGUGCGAGUGAAACGGUAAUACCGGACUAUUAUGAUUUGGAGAAUAAUAAUGGGGUUAAGAAUGUUACUGUUAGUUUGGUUCCUAGGCAGAAAAUAAUCAAACGUCCAAUAGAACCGCGAGUAGAUGAAGACAAUUUAUCAGUGUUGCUAGACCUACUAGGCGCUGGACUGGUGAUUAAAGUAUUCGGGUCAUUACUGCUUGAGAGAAAAGUCAUCAUCAUUGGUGAUAAACUGGGAUCAGUAUCAUCAUGCGUAGAAGCCCUCCAAAGUUCUUUAUACCCCUUCGUAUGGCAGCAGCCCCUCAUCUCCAUGAUACCACGAGAGAUACAACGAGAAGUACUGGACGCACCGCUGCCCAUCCUCGCGGGCAUGCUGCACCCGCCUCACGAGCCGCCACACCAGCCCAGAGGCGAGGAAGAGGGUAUGCUAAUAGACCUGACCCACCCCUCAAAAGUCCUAUUCUACCAAGGAGACGAGUCCACAAUACUCCCCACUUCUUGCUACAAAACCCUGAAGAAUGCUCUUCAAAUGGAAACCAGCAAGAACAAGGACCGCUCCGAGGAUACGAAGACCAGGAAUGUGAUGAUCUCUGAAGCCUUUCUGAGGUUCUUUGUAGAUAUUUUGGGGGACUUCUGGAAGUUUUUCACGGUUGGGGAGGUCAAGGAUGGGGAAUUGGGGAAGGGGGGUGUGCUUUUUGAUAAAGAAGCCUUCAUAAAAAACGCGUCAUCAAAACAGAACCAAUACUUCCUCGAAUGGUUCACCGAAACAGCAAUGUUCACCCAUUUCAUACAAAACAUGGCCGCCAGCUAUCACCAUCACCAAUCACCAGAAACGCCACAAUCACCACCGGAACUGGUCGACACACCUCUACCCAACUUCUACGAACUCUUCGAAGAGAGGGUACGUAGUAGAACUAAGACUGCUAAUAGAAAUGUCGAUAGUUCUAAAAAUAAUUAUAAAAAUGCUGUCAAUAAGAAAGUUAGGUAUUUAAAGAGUAAGUUGAGGGAUCUUGUUGCGUAAAUUGGAAUGGUUUUGGUUGAAAAUGACGUUUGGUCUUUGAUCCGUAAUGACGUUUGGUCGUUGACUGGUAACGACGUUUGGUGGUUGACAUGUAAUGACGUUUGGUCUCGGACUGGUGAUGACGUUUGGACGUUAAUUUGGUUUUCGAGGUUAAAGUUGAUUGAUGACGGUGGUGAUAUUUUAAGUUUAACUGCACAAAUAUAAAGAAUUCAUUAAAUCGAUGGAUUAGGUUUUCAUGAAAAUAAAAAAGAAAGCAUUUAAAGUGAAUUCUACUAUUCAAUUUUUAAUUUUGAUACACUCUGAAACAAUUAUUGACUUCAAAACGUCAUUGAUUGACUAUCGUCAUAUUGACGCAAAAGCGUCGUCAGAUUAGAUUGAGCCAAACAUUGUCGUCAUUUGGCCAGAUUUUAACGUCAAAUGUAGGCUGGCUGGUCAAGUGUUGUUUGACGUUAUUGUGACGUCAAAAUGACGCCAAAAUGACGUUCAAGAAUUGAAAGUCUAAAAUAGCAUGAGAUAUAAUUAGUUAUGAAGUUGCUAAGGUGUUUUACUCGAAGUUAAAACGAAAUAACUAAUUAUGAGUGUGACUGAUAAAAAGCGACGUAGCAAGAUCUCUCUUUUUAGUGUUAUUGUUAUUAAAAUAAUAAUUUAAUGUUGCAAAAUGUUCAUUUAUAGAUGCACUUAUUGUUAGUCAGGAAAGCGUGUAUUGUAAGUAAAACUUUAUCAGAAUAUUUUUUUUAACAGUGGCUAUCUAUAACCUAUCUAUCGAUUGAUUUUCGAUAGGAGAUUGAAUUUUGGUACCUUUGUACAGUUGUGUGUACUGACUGAUACAAUUGUCAACUGCGCCUGUAUUUGAGCAUUUUAUUUUUGGUCUACUUGUGUCCUCAUUCGAAGAUGCAUUUUUUAAUACGACGUGCAUUUCAAACUCAAUUUUAAAAAUUCCAGUCAACCAAAUAAAUUGAGUUUUCAUUUAAUACCCAAUUUCGGUCUGUAAUAAAUGCCUAUUUUUUUUUUAACAUAACUACGCGGCCGAAACCCUCUUUUUUAAAAAGUCGGUUAAAAACAGUGCGAUGUACAUUAAUUUGUAUAACUUUACAAGAGGCUUGUAUCCCAACAGUGGGAGUUAGCAUUUUAUAGACUGAGCGCCCCCGAGCAUAUUACUUAGAUCCAGUCAAAAAUUAUGAAGAAACCAGCUAAAUUCAGAAUUGCAAAUUUAUUUGGUAAAGGCCCAUUUGCACCGACAACCUAAACGUCAGUUUUACUUAAAAUAACUGUUUUCAAAACAGUUGUUUUAAGAAAACUGACGUUUAUUUUGUCGGUGAACUAGAGCCAAGUAUAUACAUAUUAAAAAAUACCAUAGAAACAUGAAAAAAUGUCUGUGAGUGAUAUUGAAAAAAACUAAUUGACUAUUUAUUAUUUAAUUAGGUAACUAUGUUUUUGUUAAUGUUAAAACCCAGUGUUUUAGAUUAUUUUAAUUCCCCACCCUAUACAAAAUAUAGUCAUAUUAUAGUCGUAUGAAUGUUUUUUACAAUCUCAGUGAUUUAUUUUCAUCUAUACUAACUAAUAUAAUAAAGAAGAAUCAUUUUUUGUUUGUUUGUACCUGUAGUAUUAUAUACUAGCCAUUUCCCGCGGUUUCACUCGCGUCCCGUAGGAACUACUGCCCGUACCGGGAUAAAAUAUAGCCUAUGUUACUCGGGAAGGGUGUAGCUUUCCAACUGUGAAAUAAUUGUUCAAAUAGGUUCUGUAGUUUCGGAGCCUUUAGGGUACAAACGAAAAAAUAAUUAUUUUUAUUAUAUUAGUAUAGGUUGCAUAAUUUUGUUUUAUGACUAUAAUAUGACUGUAUUUUAUCAUAAUCUUAAUAUUAAGUAGUUACUAUGUAAUCUCAUAUUAUUUAAGUUUAAAAAACUGUAAAUAUUACUUAAAUUGUAUACGAAAAGGCUAUGUAUAUACCGGCAUUAUAAAUAGUUUUAAAAUAAACUAAAAUUAUAAUGUGAGAAUGUAAAGGUUUUGUGAUAUUUCGGCUGAACUGAUUUAGGUGAAAUUUGAAAAGGAUAUGUACGUUUAUAGUCGCGGCAAUCGCAGCUUAAUUUUUUAACUUAUAUAGUUAAAUCUGGUAUAGUUCUCGUCAAAUUUUUGUCGUUAAACGUUUGAAAAAGUGUCAUGAAUUUAGUUAUGAACUGUCAUUAAGCUUGGCGAGAACUAUAUAAACAUGAAAAAUAAAUUCACAAAGAAAAAAAAAUAGUUUGAAAGCUUUUUGAAAAAAAAAAAUGAUCACUCUUUUAAAAUCUCUAAAAGAUCUUAAUACUACGUCAAAAUACAUAACAUUCUAUAGGAUAAAACCCAGUUAAUAAUUUUGUAAAUAAAAUAUAAAUUAAGUUAUUGUCGUUAUUUUAGAUUUUUUAGUUAAAAUAAACAAAAAAGCUUACAUAGUUUGUAUUAUUACAUGCACUCCAUUUUAUAAAUAAAAAAUAAUCUCAACUAAGUCCAUUAAUAUAACUGAAAUUGUGUAUUUUCAACAAAAAAAAUCUUAGAUUUUUCAAAAACUAGAGAAGUUAGUAUAGUCAAAAUUCAGACAGUAUAAGUUAUUUUGAACCUAUUGUCUACUAAUAUAGGGUUUAUAAUGAAAUAAAAUCUCCAUACUAAUCUAUUUAUUUCAAUUCGUUUUAUAUUUCAUAACCAAGUCUCUCUUUUUCACACUGCCUGUGUAUCAUAUGCACUGAAAAAUUACUAAAAUAUUAGAACCAAAGUUGGCAACUUUACCCAAACACUCUGGUGACCUUCGAGAGAGACAAUAUUUUAAGAGUAUAAAACUUAACUGUUCUGUAGGAAGAAAUAGGAUGUUUUAUGAACUUUUCUUCCUAAGAAGGCUUGGCUAAAAAGGAAUAGGUCGCCAUAAUGUGAAAACGUCACUGUCAUUAUUGUAAAACAUCACAAAUAUUUAGAAAUACGUAAACGAACACCUCAUGAGGCUCUCGUUAGGCGGCUGGAUCAAGGGACUGAUUCAGAAGGCAGUACUCCUUGAUACGGCGCGUAUUGUGAGGAGGUUUCUGUCUCUGGGACCCUAACCACAGGUACCUUGGACCCUGUGCCCUAUAUCGGUGGCCAUCAAUUUUUUCUAUUUUUAAAUGUUUUUUUUUUCGAAUUUAAUAUUUAAAAAUGUAAAAAAUAUGUUGAGCAAUCAAUAAACGAAAUUAAAACUUUAAUUAAGAUGAAAGGGUAGUCAGAAGCCAGUAAGUCUGACACCAGUCUAGCCAAGGGGUAUCGGGUUGCCCAGGUAACUGGGUUGAGGAGGUCAGAUAGGCAGUCGCUUCUUGUAAAGCACUGGUACUCAGCUGUAUCCGGUUAGACUGGAAGCCGACCCCAACAGAGUUUGGGAAAAAGGCUCGGAGGAGGACAAUUAAGAUGAAAGCAAUAAAACUUGUAUUUACUUCAUAUCUCGAUAAAUAUGUAUGUGUAAGAAAAGAAACAAUGUAUUAUUAUUACAUUCCUUUAAACUAUUUGAUGUAUAAAUUAUUUUUAUUCUCGACUGUUUUUUUUUUAAUAUUUUGUAAAUAGGUUUUUUUAUUGCUAAGAAUCAAACCAGUGGUUUAAUAUAUCUUUUUCUAUUGUAAUAGCUAAGCUAGCCAUUUCUCAAACCUCUACUAUUAAAAAAAGAAACUUAAAUUUUACACUUUUAUCAAAUAAAUAGAUAGAUGAUUAGCUAAAACUAUUUUCUAUGCUAUAAAACAAUACAUUACUCAUUUUUGAAUUCUUAGAAACUUUAAAUACUUAAUUCUGGUUUUAAUGUCUCUGUAAUGUAAACUUUUGAUUCUAUUAAUUACAAAUAUUUUUGAGAUUUGUGUGUCCAUACGUAUCCAAAUAUUGUCUGUCCCACUUUUUUUAAAUAUAGUUUGAACAAUAACAGCCUUACUACAAAAACUCAAACAUCUGUUGAACACUUGUCUAAAAAAAGUAUACAAUGUGUUUAUUGUUCCCAGUUCAUGUAAGUGAUUUUAACUGUUUUCUUUUUAAAACCCUGGAAAUGACUUCAAGCAAUGAAGUAUGAUAAUAAUCCUAGUUUGUUAAGUUAAAAUGUGCCUUGAUAUCGUUAUUUAAGCGUGUAUUUGUUUUUUUUUAUUAUUAUUUAAAAUAUAACUUGUUAUUUUUAGCAAUAAACUGUAUAAUACUGAUUUUA